Molecule: messenger RNA, 1023 nt
Organism: Mesorhabditis belari
Lineage: Eukaryota; Metazoa; Nematoda; Chromadorea; Rhabditida; Rhabditidae
Source: the annotation of a GenBank genome assembly
AUGUCCUCCCUAUUGGCCAUUCCAAAUGAGCUUCGGAAACUGGUGCUCCCAAAAGUCGAGAUGUCUUUAUUGUUGACGUUACUGAAAGUGAAUCGCUCUUUGCGGCAUUGGGUAUUACGAAACGGUCCACUUGGACAAAAACUCGAUAAAAUUUACAUUUAUCUUUCUUCAAAGACUCGGCAUUCACAAAUUGCUUGGGUUCGCUGUGAUUUCGCGCACUUUCGAUGGAAUUUGAGAGAACUAUUGAAGUAUCAUCACCUCUUGGAAAACAUUAUUUAUUGUGCUGAAUUGGACGUCUAUGAAGAGAAAGAGGAAUCUGAGAAGAAAACUUACAACAUCAAGAGCAUUCUCGAGAUUUUCCCCAAACUAAAAGGCACUGGUUUCUUGGAGUUGAAUCAAGUGAGGGUGGGGCCGGUGCGAAGGAUUUUCCCGAAAGAAUUCGAUGUGCUUGCAAAGACUACACUCCGAAUAAAAGUAGGAGAUUUGAUAGAUGAACUGAAUAACUUUUUUGAGAUCGUAACAAAAAACUGUCCUAGUUUUCAGAUUCGAAAUGCUGAAAAUUUUAUGAGUAGCCUAGCUAGAUCAAAGGCAAAAUACCUUGAGAUGGAGUCUUGGGCAGAAGAAAGCGAAGAGAUUUUGAAUUGGAUUCUCGAGAAUGGCUUUCCAAGUCAAAAAGCUGAAUCACUUUGUUAUUUGAAGAAUUUGAAUCUCAAUCGUUUUCAAAUUCAACGAGUGAUUUCUCUAUUCUCGGCCGAAAUCAAACUCGAAACGUCCUCUGUGACCCACGCUGAGAUUGUCGACUUCUUUUAUGAAAACCAAUCACAGAAAGAAGAGUCCCUCUAUAGUGAUCUCUUCACCAAAGUUGAUUUAUUUAAGAAAAUGAUCAAUUCGAAUGUCUACAUCUUCUUCUUCCUAAUGCUGAAGUCGCCUCGUUUCACCAACUGUACCCUCGAUAUUCUCAUCAGGAAAGUGAGCUUGAACUCGUUGAAUAACCGCUCUCGUAUUCCUAUUUGGUUAGACUCG